AUGUCGGUGAACGAGAAGCGCCAUUCCCAAAAUACACCAACCCCUCCAGCUGCGAGCUCCGAGUCGGACCACGAAGCGCUUGACCGACGCCUACAGCGCUUAUCCGACGAGGUCCUUUCCCCGGUUCCUUAUAUUCUCACCCUCCCCUCAAAAGCGCCAUUCCACCUGGGGAGCCGAGCUACGGGUAAUUGGGCCGUAGGGCAUGACAGGCCCUUCAGUGUGGAGGAGCAGCAACUUCAGUAUAUGACCUUUUUGAACCACCACGACUCCGACUCAUUGCUUGUAGCUGUUGGAGACUGGGCGGAUGAAACGGGGCGCAUGAUGGCCGAUCGAUCGACUGACCCGAACACCACCGAAAGCUCGAGAGAUACCGGGGCCAAAAAGAAGAUCAGCCUGAAGGACUAUAAGGUGCAGAAGACGAGCGGUGCGGCCCCAUCCCCUAUGGGCUCUGACGUGGGUAGUCGAGGUGCAACAGGCUCGACCAAACCCGAAGUCAAACGACAGACAACUUCCUCAGACCCUCCAAACGUGACCAAGCCUGAAAAUCCACAGCUACCAUCAAAGUCGCACAUGCGCCGUUCUCCCAGUCGAUCAGGACAAAAACGUCCACCCGGUUCGGAGCGCGAAUCCCUCAACCCGAAAGGGACUAAGGACCCCGAUGCACACUCGCCAAAGAAACCACGACUGUCACCUGAAAAAGAUACGCGCCGAGAUCCCAGUCCUUCCAAAUCACGCUCCCCCAAACUCCCUGCUCUUCUUUCACCUACUCUUCCACCAACACCAACUGGCGCCCGACUUCCGCGACUCUUAUCACCGACCUUACCACCAGAUAUUGAAAAGGAAUUGGCCAGCCUGGGUGACGGUUCGCCGCCUCGGAGCAGUAGACCAAACGUUGCAGUGAAGGCACUGCCGGCCAAAGAUUCCAGCCAGUUGGAAAAGUCAAGAGAGAGCACCCGCGCCGAUCAUUCGAAGCCACGACUCAUCGCCAAAUUGCGCUAUGGAAGGGCGAAUCGGAAGCGCGUCGAAGCGCUUCUGAAGUUUAAUGGCAAAAGGAAAAGCCAGCGUCCAAAUUCUCCGAUCAGCCCGGACACUGAUCAUGAUGAGUCUUCCAAGAAGAGGGGAACCGACGGGCCAUCUCGCGUUGGAGGCGCAAAAAGCAAAAAGCACGAGACAGAAGAACCAUUGGCUCGGGAUGGGCGCGCCAAAGGCCAGAAAGGCUCCGUGGAAAAGCCCCGGACACCAGUUCCUCAACCAUCUGCGCUUCAUUCGGUUGCCCAUGAGAAAACAAAGACAGCUAUCACCCCGAUCAGAGACUCCAAACCGCCACGUCGAAAUGAUCCCCCAGAGAGCGAGAGCAAAGCCCCAUCCCAUCCAGCUAAUAAGCGUCAUUCUGUUGACCCUGGGUCAACUGCGAGAGCCUCACCAACACAGACAGAUAGUCGCACGCGCCACGAACGUCAGGUUUGGACCGAUGAAUGGCAGAAGUUCACGGGAUUAGGACGUGAAUUGAAGCACGCUGCGGAACGAUAUACUCAUAAGAACGGGGCCUCGGCUACUGACGAGAAGCUGGCUGCAGUCACUGCGGUUGAAGCCUUGUUGUCCUUCAUCAUAGCCUUCGUGGCCCAUGAUCAGUCUCGGAUUUUAAAACGCCAGACUGGGGAUUCUUCAACCUGGUUAUCUAUUUUGCCAUAUUGGCGUGCGGUCAAGAAGAACACUGCCCAAUUUCCGGCCUUGAAUCACAUCUGCUUGCUUCUUGGUGCUGUCUCUUUUGGUGCAAUUCAUGCUCUUGACCUUGAACGUCUCGCAGUGAUGCCAAUUCCUGGGGAGAAUCCUGCGAUACCCACCCCUGCAAGCGACGGUAAUGCCGCGCCAGAUGAGAAGAAGCUCAGGAAGGAUCUCUCAGAUCUGAAGGGCCGGCUGCUGGACAGCUACAAAGAUUCCCAGAGGUUAUGGUUAGAGGGAACUCGAGGCCUUUCCGAAGAUGUCCUUGAGCGUGAUUUCCCUACGAGUUGGUCUCAACGAUCUCGAAAGUUCUCAGAACGAGGUCGACCGUCUCUCAAAGCUGGUGACUAUUCCGGUGGCUAUUUCUUACCGUUCAGUAGCCUUACUCCACCGAUUGAAGUAGUUCGGUUCAGCUGGUCUUUCUUGAAGGAGUGGUGCUCACAGGAACGCGUUGAGUGGAAUGGCCGUCUGGGUCUCUAG
Penicillium salamii is the source of this 2202-nucleotide messenger RNA. The record is from the annotation of a GenBank genome assembly. NCBI's taxonomy places the organism in Eukaryota, Fungi, Ascomycota, Eurotiomycetes, Eurotiales, Aspergillaceae.